Molecule: messenger RNA, 2374 nt
Organism: Archocentrus centrarchus (flier cichlid)
Lineage: Eukaryota; Metazoa; Chordata; Actinopteri; Cichliformes; Cichlidae
Gene: ptpdc1b
Product: protein tyrosine phosphatase domain containing 1b
Exons: 10
Coding region: 363-2348 (661 amino acids)
Biological process (GO): cilium assembly; protein dephosphorylation
Molecular function (GO): protein tyrosine phosphatase activity
Source: RefSeq, a predicted model, not a curated record
GGAUCCUGUACAUGGAGCUAGUUACAAAGGACACAAUCUCUGCUUCCUUUCAAAAGACAUCAUAUGUUUAUUUACUUCCAGUCUGGAUUUGUCAUUUUAGUGGGAUAUAUAGCCUCUCACAAAGGAGCACACAGGAUCCGUUGGAAACUUGCGUUGCCCCACCAGAGAUAAUCUGAGACGAAUCAAAUCAAGUAAGGCCACGGGAUUGACUUUACGCAGAGCCGGGGAUGGAAAGACGUCAGUCAGAGCUGUGGAGCUUGAUGUCAGAAAUGGUGGCACCUGUUGUGAAUAUUUGUAAAUCAGCUACUAAAGAAUUUAGGGCCAAGGCUCUGCUAUGACUAUCAGACUAAGUGACGGUUCAUAUGGCAUCACAUGCAACAACAAAAGGUGGAUUUCUGAUGGAAUAUAUCAGAGCCCCCAGAGCAAAGUACACAAUAGUGGGAGAAGCUAUACGGUAUGUCGUCCCUGGGCAUAUGCAAUGCUCAAUCGGUUGCGGAGGUCAAGCCUGCAAGUAUGACAAUCCAAGUUACUGGAGUGAUGACCAACAGGCCAUACGAGGGCUCUACUCAUCCUGGAUUACUGAUCACCUCCUUGCCAUGUCCAGACCUUCAACAGAGAUCAUUGAGAAAUAUAACAUUAUUGAUCAAUUCAGAAGGAAUGGCAUUAAAACAGUGAUCAACCUGCAGAUUCCUGGUGAACACGCUAGCUGUGGAAAUCCACUGGAGCCAGAGAGUGGUUUUUCAUACCUCCCAGAGGUCUUCAUGGAGAAUAACAUUUAUUUCUACAAUUUUGGCUGGAGUGACUACGGGGUGGCCAACCUUACAACUGUGCUAGACAUGGUGAAGGUCAUGGCCUUUGCCCUGCAAGAGGGGAAAAUAGCAGUCCACUGUCAUGCUGGUCUCGGCAGAACAGGUGUCUUGUUAGCAUGUUUCUUGGCCUAUGCUACUAGAAUGACAGCCAACCAGGCUAUUUCAUAUGUACGUACCAAACGCCCUAAUUCCAUCCAGACCCGAGGUCAGCUGCGUUGUGUCAGACAGUUUGUUCAAUUCCUUAACCCUUUAAGGAGCGUGUUUUCCUGUGCUAAGCCCCGAUCCAACGCAGUUACUCUGCCCCAGUACCUGAACCGUCAGAGACAUAUGCUGCAUGGCCAUGAGAGGAAGGAGUUGAGGCACCUGCCAAAGAUUGUUAAGUUAGUUUCUAGGCUGCUCUUGGACAUUGCAGAGAAUCGACAGGUGAUUGAGGAAGAUAUCCUGGAGGCCCCUGAUCUCCAUGACAUUGAAAUGUAUCUCAGCAUUAUUGAGAAGAUGGAUUUCGAAAUGAAGGAACCCCGCUUACCAGGUUCACCCACUUUACCACGACAUUUUAACGAGCCACCCAUCUUCUACCACCGUAAAAGUCUGAGCUACAGUGAGUCUGACUUGAGACGGCUGGGCUCAGAGCUAAACCUUCUCACGCAUCCUCUGACCUCCCUGUCACAGAGUAAUAUUGAGAUGUCCAUUUACCCAUGUGAGCUCCCUGCUUCCCAGUCUCAUGGUUGGAGCAGCAACACGUCCGAUGUCUCUCACAACUCCACAGGCUCACUCUGGUACAUUAAGAAUGAGGAAAACCAAAAAGAUGGACCCAUUCUACUGAAGAAAGUGAAGAGGAAACCAAUUAAACGUAGUGAGUCCGUGGGAAACAGCGAAACUACCAAAAAAGAUAGCAUAUUGUCCAGAUGGAAGGCCGAGCAGAGGGAAGAGCUAGCAAUGAAUGGGGUAAAAUCUCAAGGUAGAGAAGAGGACCAAUCAGAGGUACCCUUUAUCACCCUGCAGACAGAGUUGUCCCUGGAGGCCAGGAGGUUGCUUGUGGCACAAGCCCUGGCAGUGGACCUUUUUGUGGAUGGGGAAGAAGAACACAAGAGCAAAGUUUUGGCUUGGCAGGCAGAGCUGAAUCAAGGUGGUGCAUGGGAAAGGCUGUGUAUGGAGCGAGAUCCCUUCAUCCUCACUGGACUCAUGUGGGCAUGGCUAGAGCAGCUUAAAGAGCCAGUCAUCUCCAUUCAGGAGGCCAAAGCCCUGAACCCCGAUAAUACGGAUGCUCAAACUGUCCUAAACCAACUUGAUCAGGCCCCGAAAGAAACACUAACAUGCAUAUUAGAUUGCAUGGCUCACAUGCUGAAAAUACCAGAAGAGGUUGAAAAUGCCUUCCUGAGUCGUACCAUCAAGGCUUUUACCUGGAUGACCAUUAACUCAGAAGAUGGGAGCAAAGUGUUUGAGUCCAUGACCAGAGUCUUAAGGUGUGUUCUUGGGGACAUGAGAUCUACGGCCAUCGAAGCAGAUCAGACACCCCUGUCUCCCUUUCUUGUAACAUAAAUAUAGAUAAUCUAGGUUUGGUUCAC